AUAUAUGUAUUUUGUUUUCAGAUUAAAUUAACCUAUAAUGAAAUGUUUUCAUUAUAAAAGAUAAAACCUAGAACCUGGAUUCUGAUAUUCAGAAUGAAUUAGCAGGGGAUAGAUUGAAGUUAUAAGAUUGGUAGUUCUGGAAGUAAGUUUAAACAUCGGGGAGUUCUUCCCUCGCCUCCCAUAUCCUUGUCAGGCAAAUUGUUUUUUGAUUUUGACUGUCCGAUUCCUAAGAUGGAUGAUUUAAUGGAGACAACAGAGCCUGACUCAACUACGAUCAACAAUGGCGUGGUUGAUGAACCAGAGCCUAUUGAGGAGGAUGUUGAUCCUAAACCGGAGGCUGAGGAGGGACCUGAGGAUGACGACGAGGCCAGAUCGGAGGCCACCUUCAGUUUCAAGGUUGAAAACUUCUCUCAGCUAAGCGAUUCCGCUCUCUCCCCACAUUGUAUCAUCAGGAACCUUCCCUGGAAAAUCAUGAUUAUGCAGAGACAAAACCAAAACCAGGAAAGAUCUGGAAAGAGUCUUGGCUAUUUUCUCCAGUGUAAUGGAGAGAGUGAGAGUGGCGCCUGGUCCUGUAACGCUAACGCAGAGCUGCGUAUGAUCAACCAGAAGGACGGGACUAAAUUCAAGAGAAAUAUUUUCCAUCUAUUCUACAGUAAAGAGAAUGACUGGGGUUUCUCUCAUUAUAUGUCCUGGAAUGAUGUUCUUGACCCAGAGAAAGGGUUCAUUAAGGAUGACACGGUGAUAUUUGAAGUGAAGGUGAACGCUGAUGCUCCUCAUGGUGUCUCCUGGGACAGUAAGAAGCAUACAGGAUAUGUUGGAUUAAAGAACCAAGGAGCAACAUGUUACAUGAAUUCUCUACUACAGGUUCUAUAUUUCACAAAUCUACUUCGGAAAGCAGUUUACAAGAUGCCAACAGAGUCAGAUGACAGUCAGAAGUCAGUUGGAUUAGCUCUGCAGAGAGUGUUCCAUGAACUCCAGUUCCUUGAUAAACCUGUUGGAACUAAAAAAUUAACCAAGAGUUUUGGUUGGGAGACCCUGGACAGCUUUAUGCAGCACGACGUUCAGGAGUUCCUCAGAGUCCUUCUUGAUAAACUAGAAAUAAAGAUGAAGACGACAUGUGUUGAGGGAACCAUUCCAAGAUUGUUUGAGGGUAAGAUGAUGUCGUAUAUCAAGUGUAAGAACGUGGAUUAUAAAUCUACUAUGUCGGAGAGUUUCUACGACAUCCAGCUGAAUAUCAAGGGGAAGAAGAGCAUCCUGGAAUCCUUUCAUGAUUAUAUACAAACAGAAACAUUAGAUGGAGAUAAUAAAUAUGAUGCCGGAACCUUUGGACUUCAGGAUGCUGAGAAAGGAAUAAUAUUUGAGAAGUUUCCUCCGAUCCUUCAUCUUCAUCUUAUGAGGUUCCAAUACGAUCCUAUCACAGACUCAUCCGUCAAGUUCAAUGAUAGAUGUGAGUUCUCCGAGGUUCUAGAUCUUUCCAAGUUUCUCCAGGAUCCAUCAGGGGACACGGAGGAGUACAAGUACAGACUGCAUGCUGUUCUAGUUCACAGUGGAGACAACCAUGGUGGACACUAUGUAGUGUUUAUAAACCCCCUGGGUGACGGAAGCUGGUGUAAGUUUGACGAUGAUGUUGUGAGUAAAUGCACGAAAAAAGAGGCAAUAGAACAGAACUUUGGUGGGGAUAGUGAGGAUACCACAGCUGUACGCCACUGUACCAACGCGUACAUGUUGGUGUACAUUCAGCAGACGAGGUUAGACGAAAUACUUGGAAAGGUCGGGGAGGAGGAUAUUCCAGAGGCUCUCAGUUCGAGGCUGCAAGAGGAGAAGAAGUUGGAGGCCAUCAGAAGAAAGGAGAAGAAUGAGGCGUAUCUUUACAUGACUGUCAAGAUUGUUCUGGAGGAUUCCUUCUAUGGUCAUCAAGGCAACGAUCUAUUUGAUCCUGAAACUGUUCCAAGUAUAGAGUACAGAGUGAAGAAGGCCUCCACGUGUAAGGAGUUCAUGAACAUGCUUGCGGAGGAGUUCAGGUGUAGAGUAGACAGAAUAAGACCCUGGCCCCUAACUAUCCGGAAUAAUCAGACAAUGCGACCAACUCUAGCGGAGAUGGAUGAUGGUGAGAGAAGUAUGACAGAGGUAUCAGACAACCUUCAACCUUGGUUUGUAUUCCUUGAGAUGUGUCCUGCUGAUCUACCAAGUAUAUCUCUACCUAUCUUCGACAAGGACCAGGACGUUGUCCUUUUCUUUAAAUACUACUGUCCCAGGACUAAGAAGGUUCUUUAUAUGGGACACCAGUAUCUACCUAUCACAACUAAACUGUCCAGCAUUUUACCAAAACUAUGUCAGAAAGCGAACCUCCCACCACCUCCACAAUCUAAAUUAAUUCUUUGGGAGGAGAUCAAACCUAAUAUGUUGGAGAAAAUAGAGGAUGUUGAUCAACCCCUAGAGCAUAUACUCGAGGAGGUACAGCUGAUGGAUGGAGAUAUUAUAGUUUAUCAGCUGGAUCCCCCGGCUGAUGCUGAUUAUGAGCUACCAACAGCACGGGAUUAUUUCCGUGAUCUUUUCUACAAGGUUGAAGUAAAUUUUUGUGAUAAAAAUCUGCCUAAUGAUCCCGGGUUCAAUCUUCAGCUAUCACAGAGGAUAAAUUAUGACCAGUUGGCGAAGAAGGUUGCAGAUCAGUUAGAAACAGAACCAGAUCUUCUUCAGUUCUUUAAAAGUCAGAGCUAUAGAGAUGGUCCGGGACAGGCUUUAAGGUGUAAUUUUGAAGGAACUUUGAAGGAUAUUAUUCAAUACUUCAGACCGAAACAGGUGAAACGUGUAUAUUACCAACGUCUACAGAUCUCUAUAAGUGAACUAGAGAAUAAGAAACAGUUCAAAUGUCUCUGGAUCUCCAGUAAUCUCAAGGAGGAGAAGGAAUUAGUUCUUUAUCCCAACAGAAAUUCCAAUGUUGGCGACUUAUUCGUGGAAGCUCUUCGGAGUGGUCAGCUUGAUCUCCCUGAGACUGGAGGAACGAAGAAACUUCGUCUUCUUGAGAUAAUCUCAAACAAGAUCUUUACAAUCUGCGGGGAGGAGAUAUCCUUAGAUGUUUUACUUUCAGCACAGGGUGGAGCUACGAAAAGUUUUCGUCUCGAGGAAAUACCAGCUGAUGAACUAAUCCUGGGAGAAGGAGAAAUAUUGGUUCCUGUAGCACAUUUUAGUAAAGAGGUUUAUACCACAUUCGGCUCACCUUUCCUAAUUAAGGUUAAAACGGGGGAUACAGUGGAGAGUAUAAGAAGAAGGAUACAAGAAAGAAUAUCUGUAUCGGACAAGGAAUGGGAAAAGUAUCGGCUGGCUGUUGUACUCAAUAUGAAACCUCUUUACUUUGAGGAAAAUGAGAAUAAACACUUGGAUAUCAAGGAUUUCCGUGGUGUACCUCAGUACGGUAGCUCAUCAGCUGGUCGACCCUGGAUAGGUUUAGAACACGCUAAUAAGGCAAAUAAGAGAUCCCGCUACAGCUAUACAGAGAAAGCAAUCAAGAUCUACAACUAGACUCCCUCCCCUCCAUCACAUCUUUCAUCUAUAAUCCAUACUACUCACACACUUUAUCUUACCUCCUGGUUCUCUCUGUCCCACUCUAUACUCACUCCCUGGUCAUACCUGUCAUCUAUACUCACUUACCCCAAUGGGCCUUUUUGUCCUACUCUGUACUCAUCCCUUGGUCCUAUCUGUCCUAUUUACUCACCCUACCCUCUGGUCCUGUGUGUCCUACUCUUUACUCAACCUCUGGUCCUGCGUGUCCUCUUACCGUAUUUUGAAACCCCGCGUGAAAUUCCAAUGUAUUUAAAUUAUUUUCCUAUUUAUAUAUUCCUCAACGAUAUAUGACUAUAUAUGUAUGUGUUGUCAGGUUAAAAUGACGUAGUGUGCAGUAAGCUCAAACUGUUUAUUUUAGUUGUCAGUAUGCCCAUUGUAAUGGGGGGGGGGGGGNUUUUAGAUUUUUGCCAGAAAAAUGGAGGCUUAUUCACAACCACUUUAAUCCAUAAAAUUGGUAAUUAAUAUCCAGCUGAAGUUGGCUUCCAAAUCAACAGUCAAACGAACUUGAAAUUAAAUGUUUUUGAGGUGUUAAAACUAACAACAUCAUUUAAAAGGGGUAUUAGCUAAAAGAAAAGGGCGUAUAGGAUUACUCAUAGGUUUCAGGAUUCAUAUAAAGCUCAAUCAUUCUACAGCCGAACAUUUUUACGCCAACUCUCUUUUAAUAAAUUCACAUAUAUUAUUUUGAAUGGGUUAAGUGGAACAAUCGAUAUCAAAUGUUUCGGCAAUAAUUUAUUAAAUAACUUUUU
This is a messenger RNA of Eurytemora carolleeae, 4307 nucleotides long. It is a transcript of the gene Usp7, whose product is annotated as ubiquitin carboxyl-terminal hydrolase 7. Gene Ontology annotation, biological process: protein deubiquitination; regulation of protein stability. NCBI's taxonomy places the organism in Eukaryota, Metazoa, Arthropoda, Copepoda, Calanoida, Temoridae. The transcript has 27 exons. Gene Ontology annotation, cellular component: nucleus; cytosol. The record is from RefSeq and is a predicted model, not a curated record. The coding region runs from base 232 to 3519 and encodes 1095 amino acids. Gene Ontology annotation, molecular function: cysteine-type deubiquitinase activity; protein binding; cysteine-type endopeptidase activity.